Molecule: messenger RNA, 1262 nt
Organism: Dermacentor andersoni
Lineage: Eukaryota; Metazoa; Arthropoda; Arachnida; Ixodida; Ixodidae
Product: pyridoxal kinase-like
Biological process (GO): pyridoxal 5'-phosphate salvage
Cellular component (GO): cytosol
Molecular function (GO): pyridoxal kinase activity
Source: RefSeq, a predicted model, not a curated record
GGUUUCGUUUCUCGGGUUUCGGCGGCUCCGUGGUGCGCUCGCCGCAUUUUUGUCGGAGGCGCGGGGCCCCAUUUCAUUGCCGUCGCUGUCGUCACGUGUCUUGCCGUGUGCUGCUUGACGCCUGGCUGCUAUCGGGCGUGACGCUCGCCGAGGCAGCGACGAGCUGUGUGUACGAGCCGCCCGCUGUGAAUUGACGAGAGGAACCCAGCUAGCUCCGGACCGAUGGCUCGCGACUACCGUGUGCUGUCCAUACAAAGCCAUGUGAUUUCGGGAUACGUCGGUAACAAGAGUGCCUGUUUUCCUCUUCAGACACUCGGGUUUGAAGUGGACUUCAUCAACUCUGUACAAUUCUCCAACCACACGGGAUAUCCACACUACAAAGGACAAGUACUGAAUGCUGAAGAGCUUCAAGACCUUUACGAGGGCCUGAGGCUGAACAGAAUAACCAAGUACACGCACAUAUUGACAGGUUAUGUCGGCUCAGAUUCGUUUCUCAACAAGGUAGCCGACAUAGUACAACAGUUAAAGCAAGAAAAUUCUUCAUUAAUGUAUGUGUGUGAUCCUGUAAUGGGAGAUAAUGGGAAGCUAUAUGUGCCUCAAAGCCAAGUGAACAUCUACAGAGAUCGCCUUAUUGGCAUGGCCGACGUGGUCACACCUAACCAGUUUGAACUAGAGCUCCUUUCCGAGAAGCAAAUCACAACGGAGAGUACGGUGCUGGAAGCGAUGGAUGUUUUGCACACAAAAGGCAUCCCGAUUGUAGUACUUACAUCGUACCGACCCAGUGACACCGCGAAGGAGAUCUACCUGUACGGUAGUAGCAAGAAGGGAGGCCAACGCAGCGCUGUCAAGAUUGAGAUUCCUGCCAUUAAUGCACACUUCACCGGCACUGGCGACCUGUUGGCUGCCUGCAUUCUUGCCUGGAUUACUCGCACAAACAACCUCAAGGAGGCAUUGGAAAAAGCUGUGGCCACUGUUCAGGGUGUAUUGCUUAAGACCUUCAAGCAUGCGUCAGAGAAGGAAAAAGAAAAAGAAGGUGAAGCUGCAGCUGGCUCUAUGCCAGGAUCUGAGGUGGAAGGAGGCGCUCAGCCCGCAGCUCCAGCAGCAGCAGCAGCAGCCCUCUUGGAGCUACGCCUGGUACAGAGCAAAGAGCACAUCGAGAACCCACACUCGGACAUCCGAGCCAUCAAGAUCUUCUGACACAUGCCACCAGUGAACCAGGAAUGCUCUGGGGGAUGAAAAUAAAGCCCCACAUUUUGGUAGUA